AUGAAUGAGAGGAGGACAAGAAAAGAAAAGCAAAGUGGCCCGGGUAUUGACUGGUCGCCGUGGGAAGACUUGUGUAGAACGCGAUGGAAGGGUAUGAAGCAAGAGAGGCGGCGAAUUAUUGUUGAUGUCAACCCCGGCUUAUGCGAUCAUGCUCCGUGGUUUGACUGGCGUCCCGGCCACCCAGUUCCAGGCUAUUAUGCGACCCCCGGCUGGAAUCUUGCCGAGGCUGAAUAUGCGGAGCGCCUAUUGGCCGGCGCUGGUGAUGGAGAUGCCGUGCGGAAUCUCGUGACGGCGGCGACUGAAGUCGGGUCUCUAUCUAGGUCAUCUGCAUACGACGGAUACUCCAAACCUGGCUACGGCGCCCAAGGCGGCGAUGAUUCUGGAGGCUUCUUUGCUGGAGGGGGUUCACAGCAAGGCAGCCAAGGUGGUGGCGGCGGCAAGUCAUAUCAAGAUGAAUCAUUACGGCCCUUGACAAUCAAGCAAAUCCUCGACGCAGAGGAACCGUACUCCGGUGCAGAGUUCAAAGUGGACGGCACUCCCAUCACACAAAUCACAUUCGUCGGCCAAGUCCGCAGCAUAAACCCACAGCAGACAAACCUGACAUUCAGGGUCGACGAUGGCACAGGACAGAUUGACGUCAAGAAGUGGAUCGACGCAGACAAGCAAGGCGAUGCAGAACCCAGCUUCGAGAUUGAUUCACACAUCCGCGUAUGGGGCCGCCUAAAAUCAUUUUCCAAUAAGCGACACGUUGGAGCCCACGUCAUCCGGCCGGUCACAGAUUUCAACGAGGUCAACUACCACCUGCUGGAGGCAACCUACGUGCACCUAGUCAACACCCGAGGCCCUGCCGGCGCGGCAGCAAACGCAAACGGGGAUAGCAUGUUCGUUGACGGCGGCGACGGCUUCAAUGCCGGCGGUGGUGGCGCCCAGCUCCCCAGCAAGCUCUCUGGAUGCAGCGCUUUUGCGAAGAAAGUAUACAACUACUUGAACAACACACCCGGAGGCAACGACGGAAUGCAUCUGAGCAAUAUUACGGGAGGAACGGGGCUGGGCAUGCGGGAAGUGAUUACAGCGGCAGAUGAGCUUUUGGGACAGGGCCUGAUAUAUACAACUGUGGAUGACGAGACAUGGGCAAUUUUAGAUUACUAA
This is a messenger RNA of Trichoderma asperellum CBS 433.97, 1149 nucleotides long. The record is from RefSeq and is a predicted model, not a curated record. NCBI's taxonomy places the organism in Eukaryota, Fungi, Ascomycota, Sordariomycetes, Hypocreales, Hypocreaceae.